AUGGCUCACUCUCACUCACACGACGCUGGCAUUAGCCACUCCCACGAUGACCCUUUCAACGGCCAUGGCCACUCCCACGAUAUCCUCGAUGGUCCCGGGUCAUACCUCAACCGCGAGAUGCCGCUGAUCGAGGGCCGCGACUGGAAGGACCGCGCUUUUACGAUUGGUAUUGGAGGACCCGUCGGUUCCGGAAAGACAGCUCUCAUGCGUGCCCUCUGUCUGGCCCUCCGUGACCAAUAUAACAUUGCCGCUGUAACCAAUGAUAUUUUCACCAGGUAUGAUACUCUCGCAAUUCUGUCUCGCUUCAGCGGCCACUAUGAACUACAAUAUAGAACAUCAACUAAUAAAAUCCGUCGCACCAACAGAGAAGAUGCCGAAUUCCUUACUCGCCACAAAGCCCUCGCACCCUCUCGCAUUCGCGCCAUCGAGACCGGCGGCUGCCCACACGCUGCUGUCCGUGAAGACAUCAGUGCGAACCUGCUUGCCCUCCAGAACCUUCAGCGCCAGUUCUCAACCGACCUGCUCCUCAUCGAGUCCGGCGGUGAUAACUUGGCCGCGAACUACUCCCGCGAAUUGGCAGACUUCAUCAUUUACGUUAUUGAUGUUGCAGGCGGUGACAAGGUGCCACGCAAGGGCGGGCCCGGUAUCACAGGCUCAGACCUGCUGGUCGUGAACAAGAUUGACCUUGCCGAGGCCGUUGGUGCUGAUCUCAAGGUCAUGGAGCGGGACGCAGCCAAGAUGCGCGAGGAUGGACCCACUGUCUUUGCGGUUGUGAAGGACGGCAAGGGUCUUGACCACAUCGCUAACUUAAUUAUCAGUGCUUGGAAGGCCAGUGGUGCCUACGAGCUCAGUCUCCAGCGCUGGAAGGAGGGUGCUCCCCGUGGAUCGGGUAGUGUGGACGAGUAA
Molecule: messenger RNA, 906 nt
Organism: Penicillium argentinense
Lineage: Eukaryota; Fungi; Ascomycota; Eurotiomycetes; Eurotiales; Aspergillaceae
Product: urease accessory protein UreG
Exons: 2
Coding region: 1-906 (301 amino acids)
Molecular function (GO): GTPase activity; nickel cation binding
Source: RefSeq, a predicted model, not a curated record